This is a messenger RNA of Lagopus leucura (white-tailed ptarmigan), 282 nucleotides long. Its product is annotated as H-2 class II histocompatibility antigen, E-D alpha chain-like. The annotation marks the transcript as partial. Gene Ontology annotation, biological process: immunoglobulin production involved in immunoglobulin-mediated immune response; antigen processing and presentation of exogenous peptide antigen via MHC class II; positive regulation of T cell activation. Gene Ontology annotation, molecular function: MHC class II protein complex binding. The record is from RefSeq and is a predicted model, not a curated record. Lineage: Eukaryota; Metazoa; Chordata; Aves; Galliformes; Phasianidae. The transcript has a single exon. Gene Ontology annotation, cellular component: MHC class II protein complex.
UCGCGCCAGAGGUGGCGCUGUUCUCGGAGGACCCGGUGGACCUGGACGAACCCAACGUGCUCAUCUGCUACGCGGACCGCUUCUGGCCGCCGGUGGCCACCAUCGAAUGGCGCCGCAACGGGGAGCCGCUGAGCGACGGCGUCUAUGAGAGCGUUUAUUACGGGCGGCCCGACCUCCUGUUCCGCAAGUUCUCCUACCUGCCCUUCGUGCCGCGCCGCGGCGACGUGUACACGUGUGCUGUGAGCCACUGGGCGACAGAGGGCGCCACCGAGCGCCUGUGGG